Vitrella brassicaformis is the source of this 2340-nucleotide messenger RNA. Lineage: Eukaryota; Vitrellaceae. The record is from the annotation of a GenBank genome assembly.
CUUUGAUUCUCGGCAUGGAGAGAACAGCGUGACAUUAACAUACUUGCAGUCCACGCCCGAUCCGGCUCACUGUCUACUACUACCGGCACUGCUAGUUCUAGACGCCCUCUCCUCCCCCUCCCCCUCCCCCUCCCUCUCCCCGUCCCCGUCCCCUUCCCCCUCCUCUGCUCGCUUCUCCUCCCGCCUCUCUACCGUCAGCAAGUGCUGCCGCCCAUCCACAAUCGCACGAAACGCAUCAUACGACAUGCCAUGAAGUGAGGCCGACCCUUUCCGACCCUCGCUGCUCCGCCUGCGAGACGCCGAUAUGGCGGAUGACGAUGAGCUGAGGUGCAUGGGGGGCUUGAGAGACGUGCCUCUCGACUGCAUCAAACAAGCACGCACAGCACUGCUUCAGAGAGACAUGGGAUCUCAAGUGCAGACUUCACCUGUAGUACGAGUCUGUUGGCAAAGGUGAUGACACUGAUUGCCGUGGCCAUUGAGAGGGUGUGUGGGUGGUCGAGGGAGCCGUUCGCAAACUUGGUCAAGUGGCUGAAGUAUGUGCGGAAGUCGAUAUCGUUGGCUGGGGGACGGGAAUCUUCAGCAGCCGAUUGUAUGCCAUCGGUUGCUGGUGCAGGGGUGGCAGGGGCGGGGGAUGAGAGUACGGUGAAGAGCUCAUGCAUGAACUUGUCCUCCAAAUCGUUCACUUCCUGCAGACAGACAAAGAGGCAGGUUGAAAAGUGUCGACCGCGAGCCACCAUGUCCUUGUUCACCUUGUAUCGCUUCUGCUCAUAGUUGUGGAGCUUCCUGUUGAUGACUUCCCUGGCGUGAGCUGACAAAGGCGGCUGUGGUGGCGGCUUCGGAGGCUCCUCAAAUGCCUCGGGCGGCAGAGACAGCUGGGGGCCAGCCAACGGGCCGUGACCUGCAUCGAUCGACGGAGACACACAUUGAAAAAACUGCGAGACAUGUCGGUGUGUCGUCCUACCUACCUACCAGAUGAGGCGUCCGAUCGUACGCUGUCUUUUCGGAUGGCAGGCUGCCGCUCGGACCUCAGAGGCGACUGGUACUGCAUGACUGAUCCCCUCCGGCUUUUGCCGGAUGAGUGGCUCGUGUGUCUUGAGUAGGUGGGCAUCCCCAGGUCAGGAGCUGCGGCGAGCACACUGCCGCGCCUCCUCUGGCCAUUGCCAACCGGAUUCUCGCCGCUGAAGGACAAUUGCACGCAUGGAUGACUUACAAGGGCUUGUGAAGACAGACAAGUGUGUGUGUGGUUUGGUGUGUGGUAGACGGACGUACACGCCUUUGAUGAAGGCAUCGAUCCUAUAGAAGAGGUCAUCAAGCGAUUGCUGCAGUCAGCAAGGCCACACAUGCCAACACCAAAUGUACGUCACAUUCCCAUGAUAAUCAGUAAUCCGCUUCUAUUAGCGCUCACUCACUGCCGCGAGCAACUCGAUGUUUGCGCCCUCGUCUGCAGCAGGAGGGCGACACGACAAGUCACGCAUACAUGAGUACCACCAGUUUUUGAGCCUGCGAAUGCCUCUCACCUUUGUCGGCCUCCCCCGCCUCGGCCUGUUUGAGGUGUCUCUGCCUCCAUAGCAGCUCACCAGGUGUGUGGGAACCAACUAAUCCACUGCCCUGACGCCAACACAGAAACGGAAGCGAGACACAACCAUCCAACACUGUCAGUCUGUAUGGAGGUCUUUCUUUCCCUUUCCCUACCACGAACUUGUGGACGUCGUCUAUGGUGAGCGUCCCAUCGCCGUCCCAAUCCAUCUGCAGGUGGAGGCACAACAGGGACAGGCAGCAGAAUGAACCCCACCGAAUCCCCGUGCCUGGCUGGCGUCGUCUCCCUCUUCCUUUUACAUAGUGCAGGAGGUCCUUGAGCUGCGUGAGGGAUAUGUUCUUGGUGUUGCAGAGGUCGCGCAACCACCGUUUGAGGUUCCGAGGGCUCAGUCGCCCCAGGUGAUCUGUGCAAACGGAGAACAUGCAGGAGAUAUAAUGCAUGAGUUGUGGGUGCCUGGGUCUGUCUGUGCCCUUUUUUCUGGGUUGCCGACCCAGAAGGAAUGAGACGCCGAGCUCACACUCGGCAGGGGUCAGCUUGACGAAGGCAAGAGGCACCGCAUCCGGCCCUCCAUCCUCACCAGCGGCAGCGGGCUGAGCCCCUUUCUCGGUUGGACUCUCACUUCCCAUCCGACGCACCUGUCCUGUUUUCGGGUAGCAAGCAGCAAGCAGAGCGAAAAGGUUCCGAAAGGAAGGUGCGCGAGCUUGAGAGUGGCGAGCUGAGGAGAGAAGGAAGGGUGUUUUGAGGUCUUUUUUGAUGAGUUUUAAUCACUUUUGCAUAGGCAAGACAAGCGUAGGCGGCCGAAG